This is a messenger RNA of Pelagomonas calceolata, 423 nucleotides long. Lineage: Eukaryota; Pelagophyceae; Pelagomonadales; Pelagomonadaceae. The record is from the annotation of a GenBank genome assembly.
GGCCUCUACGCCGACCUCGACGUGAUGGCGCGGCGGUCCUGGGAGCCCGUCCGCGCGCUCUGCCCGGAGCUCGUAGUGGCGCGCGCGGACCAGUUCGGACCUUUUCUGUCGCCGGACACGAUGCUGGCGAGCGCGGGGUCGCCGUUCCUCAAACACGUCCUGGAGACGAUGCCGGCGAAGGCGACGAGCCUCCCGCGGCGGCUCCUCGGGCCCUUCCUCUCCGUGCUGACGACGACAGGACCGGUCCACCUCACGGAGAGCUUCCUCGAGUACCGGUCCGCGCACGCCUUCGCCGCGGGAAAUGUCAUCAUCAUCGGCGACGGCUACUACACCGGAAAAGUGACGCCGCUCAAGCUCGUGGGUCAUCUGAGAGGUCGGUCGUGGCACGAGCGCGACGCCUUCGCGGGGCGGCCCAAGAAGAAC